AUGCCAGUUGAAAUUAAGAAGCAGUUAGCUCGUGAAAAGGGAGAUAACAGUUGGUUACUAGAAGAUCUGCGUCGUGCAAUCAAUAGGGAGAUUGGAAUCCUAGAAACAGGUAACAUCCGUAGCGAACCGGAAGUAGAGGAGUUCAGCGCAACAGCGUCAUUUCAUACAGGAGCGAAAUAUAGGAAACCCCCCACGCCCACAAAUCCCGCCACCCCCAAUUACCCAAGACCUUCAACCGGAAGUUCAUCACACAGACCCGAGAUAAAGUGCGCCUUUUGUGAUAGUGACCACAAAUCCCAUGAAUGUAAAACCCACCCAGAUGCAGAAUCCCGUCUGAAAAUAGUAAAAGAGAAACACUUGUGUUUUAACUGUUUAGGCACUCACCAAGUAGCUAAAUGCGGUUCAAGGAGACGAUGCCAAUUCUGCCAGCGAAAACAACAUACGGCAAUUUGCAAAUCAGGAGAAAAGGACAACCAGACGAAAAACGCCGAGACUGCAUCGCCGGAAACAGCCGUACUUCAUUCAUGCACGAGCCUUCCAGACAAGGAUGUAUUGUUAAAAACUGCCAUAGCAACCGUAUCGUCUGUGAAAGUACAGACUGAAGCAAACAUCUUAUUCGAUGAGGGUGCCCAGAAGUCGUUCAUUACGGAACAAUUGGCACAGGAACUUGAACUCCCUAUACAAGGCACAGAAACUAUAUACUUAUCGUCGUUCGGGAGCACUAGCAACAAAGCACAGCAAACAGAUGUGGCUAUAGUGAACGUUGUUACAGAUAGAGGCCAGAAGAUCCCGAUACGAGUAUUAAUAGUACCUACCAUUUCAACGCCCCUCAACCAGAGAUACCAACAAUCAGUGUCCGAUUUACCGUAUCUACAAGGUCUUAAACUCGCCCAUCCAGUUACAGGAAACUCCAUAUUUACAAUUUCGAUGCUGAUAGGUGCAGACUUUUACUGGGAUAUCGUUGAAGAUCACAUAGUACGUGGAAAUGGACCCACCGCUGUGAGAUCAAAGAUCGGCUACCUGUUAUCGGGACCUUUCCAAGCACAAAACAACCGAGCUACAGAUCACGUGUUCAAUGUAAUGGCGUCGCCUAUGACAACGGACGUAUUAGAACGUUUUUGGAAUCUGGAGAGUAUGGGAGUUACUCAGAGCGACGAGAAUAUAGACAAGACACGCUAUUUCAAGGAUUACCAGACUUCAUCCAUAGAAUACGAGAACGGACGGUACACUGCCAAAUUACCUUGGAAACUAGACCACUCGCCCCUCCCUAGUAACUACGACAUAGUGAAAGCAAGAACCGAGAGUACUCUGAGAAGACUACGUAGAGAGCCCCAUCUACUCCAGAAAUAUGACGAAAUCAUUGCUGAACAGGAACGACGUGGUUUUAUUGAGAGAAUUGAUAACGAUACCCCACCCACAGGACAACUCCACUACAUUCCCCACCACCCAGUGAAAAAGGAUUCAGCGACCACGCCCAUUCGGAUAGUAUAUGAUUGCAGCUGCCGCACAUCUACCCAGUUCCCAUGCUUGAAUGAUUGUUUAGAGUCGACCCCACCCAUGUUGAAUGACCUUACCACCAUACUAGUGAAAUUCCGUCUCCAUGGUUACGCCAUCACAACAGACAUUGAGAAAGCCUUCCUUCAUGUCGGAUUAAAUGAAGGAGACCGAGACGCUACCAGAUUUCUAUGGACAAGCGAUACUUCUAAUCCCAACAGCCCAUUACAAACUUACCGUUUCAAGUCCGUGUUAUUUGGUGCCACCUGCUCGCCAUUCAUGCUUAGUGCGACCAUUUUGAAACAUCUUGAAAUAAACAAGCACGUGCCCGCAGCCAAGGUCAUCGAGAAAGAUAUAUACGUGGACAAUAUACUUUCAAGCUUCGAGAAAGAGUCAGAUCUACUAACCUACUUCACAGAGUCCCGACGUUUGAUGUCCAGCGCAUGUAUGAACCUCCGUUCAUGGACCUCCAACAGUGAAACACUUAGAUCCCGUGCAAAAAAAGAGAAUGUGCUAGAUACGGACGAAGUUGUUAAGAUACUUGGAAUGAGAUGGAACCCGGUCAAGGAUGAAAUGUCAUUUGCUGAAAGAAACAUCCCAAUCCUAGAUGUCGUUACGAAGAGAACCAUUCUAAAACACUCAUCCCAGAUCUAUGACCCCCUUGGUCUACUUAGCCCCGUGUCCGUCAGUGCAAAGAUCUUACUUCAAGAACUAUGGAAAGCCAAAUAUGACUGGGAUACCGCUUUACCCGAUCAUAUAUGCGAGACCUGGAACCAGCUAGCUAAAUCCCUCAACAGAGCUACAGGUGUGAACUUUUCCCGACAAUUCUUACCCUCAGUGAACAGUGAAACCAGCCUUCAUAUAUUUGUAGAUGCAAGCGUCAAAUCCUACGGAACAGCAGCCUACAUUUGCGACCAAUCACAAUCUAGACUCGUAAUGGCAAAGAACAGAGUAGCGCCACUAAAGACAUUAACCCUACCCCAACUUGAACUGAUGGCAGCAUUGAUUGGAGCAAGACUUUCAUCCCACCUACAAAAGUCCAUACCCCCACAGAAAGUGACAUUUUGGUCAGACAGCCAGAUUGUACUCCACUGGCUAACUACAUCCAAAUCAUUGAAACGCUUUGUCCAAAACCGAGUAGACGAAAUCCACCAGCUAACAGAUCAAUCACCAUGGAGGUAUUGCCCCACCCAUGAAAACCCAGCAGAUUUACUGACACGUGGUGUAUCAGCAGAUACCUACCUUGACAACCAGUUAUGGAACGCCGGUCCGACAUGGUUACCUCACUCAGAAGAAUGGCCUACUUGGAAAUACGACCAGUCAAUUCUGCAGAAGACAUCCGAAAGUGAAGACACGAGUUCUCAGCAGGCGACAAAUGUGGUAAUGUUAAAUUGCACGGAGAUCACGGGCGUUCAUAGAGCCAUCAACAUAGAGAAGUACAGUACUUACCUGAAAUUACUUCGCGUCACCGCUUAUGUACACAGAUUCAUCCGCAACUGCAGAAGACCAAGAGAUGAAAGACUAACCAACAGCUUGUCAGCAACAGAACUAAAAGAGGCAGAAGUUAAAUGGCUGAGAUCGUGUCAAACAACCAACUUUCAAGAUGAAGUAGAAAAUCUUCAAUCAAACAGUACCCGUUUACCGCUUGUUAAGCAACUUAGAUUGUACCUGGACCAGCAAGGAUUACUUCGUUGUGGUGGUAGAAUUCAUAACGCCCCCUUGGAGUAUGAUGUCAAAUUUCCCUACCUCUUACCAAAGAAACAUGUCCUGACCAAAUUGAUUGUGUUCGAUGUCCACAAGAACCAACUUCAUUCCGGAGUUAACAGCACCAUUACACAGAUCAGACAGAAGUACUGGAUACCAUCCAUCCGCCAGUGUGUAAGAUCGUUACUAAGGACAUGUAUACAGUGUACCAGAGUAACCGGAAGACCCUAUGCAGCACCAGACCCACCUCCCCUCCCCAAAGUCAGAGUAAGCGAAGCCCCACCCUUCAGCGUCACAGGUGUAGAUUUCACUGGCGCAUUAUUUGUAAAGAACGCUACCGGAAGUGAAACGAAAUGCUACAUCUGCCUUUUUACAUGCGCAUCAACAAGAGCCGUCCAUUUGGAAGUUGUACAAGACCUAUCAACCGACUCGUUCCUUCAAGCGUUCCGUAGAUUUGCCAGCCGGAAGUCGUUGCCCAUGGUGAUGAUAUCAGACAAUGCUUCGACUUAUAUUGCUGCUGCUAAUCACCUUAAGAAGCUAUUCAACUCCCAAGUCGUACAAGAGGAGCUCAGCAGAAAGGGAACAGAGUGGCGAUUUAUUCCCAAACGUGCACCAUGGUACGGUGGUUUUUGGGAACGUCUCAUUGGACUCACUAAGACGUCUCUAAAGAAGAUCCUCGGAAGACGAUACGUUUGCAUGGAAACGUUGCAGACGAUAGUGACAGAGAUUGAAGCUGUUAUCAACGAUAGACCGCUAACGCACGUAUCAUCAAGCAUCGACGACUUGGAGCCGUUAACGCCAUCACAUCUUCUUUAUGGCCGCAAGAUGACGUCACUUCCGCAUCACACACAUUUAUCCGACGAUGAAAUGACGCAAAUUCAAAGUGACCAGACGACACUAACCAAUCGGGCGAAGCAGCAGUCAGACAUCAUCGAACAGUUCUGGAGACGUUGGAAGUCGGAGUACUUAACUGCCUUAAGAGAGUUCCACACAACAACGGGCUCUAACGAGAAACGCAUUAGGGUCGGAGAUGUCGUGCAGAUAUACGAUGAGGGACCACGUAUCCGUUGGAAACUUGCUGUAGUCCUAGAGCUGAUGACCGGAAAUGAUGGUUCAGUCCGUGCCGCGAAGAUAAAGACGAAACGUGGAAUAACAAAUAGACCAAUAGUGAAACUCUAUCCAUUAGAAACAGUCAGUGAUGUUGAAUAG
This is a messenger RNA of Dreissena polymorpha, 4407 nucleotides long. RefSeq lists its product as uncharacterized. The record is from RefSeq and is a predicted model, not a curated record. The transcript has a single exon. The coding region runs from base 1 to 4407 and encodes 1468 amino acids. Lineage: Eukaryota; Metazoa; Mollusca; Bivalvia; Myida; Dreissenidae. Gene Ontology annotation, biological process: DNA integration. Gene Ontology annotation, molecular function: nucleic acid binding.